This is a messenger RNA of Bradysia coprophila, 12540 nucleotides long. It is a transcript of the gene zfh2, whose product is annotated as Zn finger homeodomain 2. Gene Ontology annotation, cellular component: nucleus. Gene Ontology annotation, molecular function: zinc ion binding; DNA-binding transcription factor activity, RNA polymerase II-specific; RNA polymerase II cis-regulatory region sequence-specific DNA binding. Gene Ontology annotation, biological process: regulation of transcription by RNA polymerase II. The record is from RefSeq and is a predicted model, not a curated record. NCBI's taxonomy places the organism in Eukaryota, Metazoa, Arthropoda, Insecta, Diptera, Sciaridae.
UUAUCCCUGAUCAACAACGAGAAGACUAUCAAAACAACGUCCACGGCAAAUUCAUUGACAAAUGCGUCACUGACUGCCACAGCCACGGAGUCGAUUCAGUUCGACGGCCGAGCUUUAUCGCUCGGCUCAGGGACACUCCCUGCACCACCAAACCAAUCUGUACCAUCCGAUGCAGCAGCGACGCAUCGCAGUUCGCCUACGUUCACCAGCAGCCAAUCGAAAUUAGCUACAUCGCUGACGAUAGCAUCACCCGAUCCCAUUCAAUCUGGCGUCUUAAACACAACACCAACAUCAACAACAAAUCCAUCAUCUUCAUCCGCAUCAUCGCCACUGCAAAACCAUCAACAACGUCAGUCGGUAUCGCCGUCUCCAGUGACAUCAUCGAAUCAAUUAGACUCUGAUGCUGUCACCACCACCGUAUUGAAUAUCUUGAAUAACAACAGUUUGCUGACGCAAAGUCAAAAUUCACCAUUUCAAUUCGGUUCCGGUACUGGUGGUGUUUCUGCAGCGUCCGGCAUUAGCAAAACGGGGAAUUCGCGAUUUGAGCCCGUUGUCAAUAUGCCACCUCCAGAUUCGCCACAUGCAGAACCAGCACCACGGAAACGGCGUCGAAAACGGGAAGAUCCACAGAGUUGCUUUACAAACUCAGAGGAGUACGACUCUGAUGACGCGUCACCGGUGUCCUGCUCGGAUGUUGAAAGUUUUCAAGGAAAAAUCGUUUACAAUCCUGAUGGUAGUGCUUAUAUCAUUGACUCAGAGAACGAUUCACUGUCAAACAUAUCGGAGAAUGGUUUAGGAACAGUAAACGAUUACUUUGGCUUAGGUGUUCCGGCAACAAAUAAUCCAAAAAUUCAUUCAUUUCGUGUUGUGACUGCCCGUGAUGCAACGGUUAACAUUUCCGAACCAAACUCAAAAAUCUCCAAGCCGAUCCUAAUGUGUUUCAUAUGCAAAUUGAGUUUUGGCAACACAAAGUCGUUCAGUUUACACGCAGCGAACGAGCACGCUCUGAAUUUACAGGAAUGCGAAAAGAUGCUGUUGAACCGUGAAUACUCUAGUGCCAUCAUACAGCGAAACGGCGAUGAAAAGCCACAAAUAUCGUUCUUAGAACCGCUGGACGUGCAAAAGCAAAUGCAACACACAAUUGAUCAACAGAGUUUGAGCAAAAGUAAUGAUUUAGCCGUCAAAACUCUAAGUGAUUAUCACCAAAGUCUGAUAACAGCUGCAUCGACAGCAUCCACAACACAAUCAACAAAUGUUUCCACGUCGGCAACAACGGUUGCUACAUCAAAUCAAAUAAGCACUGAAAAUGCAAACUCUACAACGGGUAACCCAGCCAGCAAUAGUAAAUUUCUCAGCGAAUUGUUUCUGCAGCAACAACAGUUGCAACAACAACGCGAAUCAACGCCACUUCAAUGUCCUGAUCAUCAGGGCAUGAAAGGCAUCGACUGUAAAACAUGUGAAAUGAUGAAUGUGAGUAUUAAGUCACCGAUGACUCCGAUCAAAUCGCCGAACAACCUCAAUAUGACGCCACCGGGUUCGUCCAGUGUAAAUAUGUCACCAACGACACCCGCACCCAGUUUCACAAUCGGUGCAUGCCCGGAACAUAUCAAUGGUCGACCAAUCGGUGUUGAAUGUCCAAGAUGUGAACUGAUUCUGAAUUCGGCUCGUCUGAACAGUGGAGUACAAAUUUCAACCAGAAACUCUUGUAAAACGCUUAAGUGUCCCCAAUGCAAUUGGCACUACAAAUACCAAGAAACAUUGGAAAUUCACAUGCGCGAAAAACAUCCAGACGGUGAAAGUGCAUGCGGUUAUUGUUUAGCGGGUCAACAACAUCCCCGGCUAGCACGUGGAGAAUCGUACACAUGCGGCUACAAACCGUACCGUUGCGAAAUAUGCAAUUACUCCACGACAACGAAAGGCAAUUUGUCCAUUCAUAUGCAGAGUGAUAAACAUUUGAACAAUAUGCAAGAACUGAACAGCACCCAGAGUCUCAGCCAGACCAGCGAGAUACGAGAAAGUCCGAAAAUUAUACUGCCAAAUAUGAGUCAACAAUCAGCCAAACCGAAGCCCAGUUUUCGUUGCGAUGUGUGUUCAUAUGAAACAAGUGUAGCGCGAAAUCUCCGUAUUCACAUGACUAGCGAAAAGCAUACGCACAACAUGGCUGUCCUACAGAAUAACAUCAAACAUUUGCAGGCGUUGAGCUUUUUGCAGAGUCAAAACAUCGGCCAACUACCCAGCCUAAAUAACAUGCCCAACUUACCCAAUCUCAACCAAUCGAUACCAAAUCUUCAACAGAACGUGCCGAAUUUAGCACAGAAUUUACCGAAUUUUUUGCCAGAAGCAGCGCUUGCCGAUCUCGCCUACAAUCAAGCAUUGAUGAUUCAAUUAUUACAUCAAAAUUCCGCCGCAUCAGCUAGCGGAGGACUGGGUGGCAAUAGCAAUGUGUCCGGCGCAACCAGUUCCAAUCUGACGGGUGGCGUAUCGCCCGUAUCCGCAUCACGUGCCAAUAGUUUGGUGACACCGAACAGUAAUGCAAUGGUCGAAUCGGAUCAUGGACUCAAUCCCGACUCGUUCGAACCGCCAAUCGAACCCGAUGUUCGGCCGACCAAUCUGUUUAGCUGUUUGGUGUGCGCAUGCUACAAUACGAACAACAUCGAAGAACUGAACAAUCAUUUGCUGAUCGAUCGGUCGCGGAACUACAACACCGACAUCAUGAUCAUCUCGAACAGCAACUACCACUGUUCGCUGUGCAAAUACAAUACCAAUUUAAAGGCCAAUUUCCAGUUGCACAGCAAAACGGACAAGCACAUACAGAAACUGAACUACAUCAAUCAUAUCAAAGAGGGUGGCAUCAAAAACGAGUACAAAUUAAAGUAUAACGGUAACAAUUCGGUACAAUUAAAGUGCAAUUGCUGUGACUAUUACACAAAUUCGAUACAGAAAUUGAAUUUGCAUACGCAAAAUAUGCGACACGAAAAUGCCAAAAUCAUUUUCAAUCACUUGGUGUAUACGAUCCAGGAAUGCAAUAAAAAUAGUGUCGGUGCUGCCGGUACGGGUAAUAAUGUUUCGUCCGGAUCGUUAUCGUCGUCGUCGGACCAGUCCGAAACGGGUGCAUUUGAUAAUGGCACCGGUGAUGCGGCGAGUGACAAUAAUUUCAAUCAAAAAGUGUUGUUCUGUCAAUUGUGCAACUACAAGGCGCCCCAUAUAUUGGGAAUGGUGCAGCAUGUGAAAAGUUUACGACACGUGCAAAUCGAACAGAUUAUAUGCUUACAGCGACGCAGUGAAAAUGCAGAUUCGUUGGAAUUGGUCGACGUAUUCAAAGUGGUCGAUUGUGAUGACAAGAACGACAAAUCCAGCCCACAACAUUCACCUGUCCCGAAAUCAUUGGCCGACCAGCUCUCGGCCGUUGCAGCUAUCCAACAACAUCAGCAACAACUCAGUGCUGCCGCUGCGCUCGGUGAUCAACUAGGACAUGCAGCGGCAAUCUUCAAAUGCAAUCAUUGCAAUCACUUCACCGAAACCAAAACGGAAAUCGAGCAACAUCUUGCCAUUCACCAUCCGAAUUGCGGAGAAAAUGACUUUUUCGUCAUACCGACUAAUACUGCUCAGGCAGCUGCUGCUGCAGCAAUGGCAUAUCAAAUGGCUCAGUCAGCGGCAAAUAAACCAUCACCGUCGAUCGAUGACGAUAUAAAAUCGGAGAAAAUGGACGACGACAAUGGAUCGGAUUGUGGUGGCGAUUUGGCCGAUUGUGAGGCAAUCGAUACCACCGACGAGAUGUGCGGCAUAUUGUGUCCGUUGUGUCAGGAAACGUUCAGCGAUAAGAAGUCACUGGAAAAGCAUGUCGUGACCGUUCACAGUGUGACUAGUGAUGGAUUAGCAAGACUAUUGAAUUUAGUUGAUGCAAAUCAAUGGAUGAGCAGCAAGAAAAGUCCAAGUAUCGCAGACUGUAAGAGUGAUGGUGAAAUUGAAUGUACUACUUGCGGCACGGGAUUCAAAGCAAUGAUGGAAUUAUUGCAUCACGCCAACGAUAAUCAACACUACCAAAUGACUAGUGACAACACGUACGCAUGUGUUCUGCGUACAUGUCACGCCAAUUUUCCGACCAUUUCCAAUAUGAACGCACAUUUCAAGGAUUGUCACAUGAACAUUGUAAUAUCCGAACGACAUGUAUACAAGUAUCGCUGUAAGCUGUGCUCGCUAGCUUUCAAAACACAAGACAAACUGAACAACCACUCAUUGUACCACACGAUGAGGGAUGCAACCAAAUGCAAUGUCUGCAAUCGAAACUUUCGCUCGACGCAGUCACUGCAAAAGCAUAUGGAUCAAGCACACAACAAUAGCACUUCGGUUAGUCCGACAACAUCGCCGGGUCUGGGUGGCGAUAAGAGCGAUGCCGAAGAGAAUAUUACGAGUCCAUCUAGCAUCAAACAGGAGGACUGUGAUCUGAUGGAUGGAAACAGAGAUGAGGCUUUGGGUGGACUAAACGACAAUUGUCACGAAACCAACGAAAUCGACGAAUAUCUGAAUUCACAGCAGAUGGCUGAGGAAUGUUAUAACGACCAGAACAGGAAAUUCAAAUGUCAUAAGUGUAAAAUGGGAUUCACACAGCAGAGCUACCUGGGACAACACUACAAAUCGAAUGUUCACAGGCGUAAUGAAAAAGGAAACUUUUUUCCGAUGGAAAAGUAUUUGGAUCCAAAUCGUCCGUUCAAAUGCGAAAUUUGUCGCGAGAGUUUCACGCAGAAAAAUAUUUUGCUGGUGCACUACAACAGUGUAUCCCAUCUGCACAAACUGAAGAAACAGAGUGAGAACAAUAACACCCCGUCGACUAGUCCCAGUGGCGUUGGAGAUUUCGAUCGGAAGAGCAUUGAGUAUGACAGACGUAGCAACGAUGUGGAUCGCAAGAGCGUUGACUUGGACCGAAAGAGUGUGGAUUUUGAUCGCAAGAGCGUUGAAAUGGAUGGAGAUUCUGAUACGCCGAAGAGAAAACUGAGUCCCGAGAACGAUUACGACAGUCCAAAGAAGCGUUUCAAAUGUGACAUCUGCAAAGUUGCAUAUGCCCAAGGAAGCACGCUGGACAUUCAUAUGAGAAGCGUCUUACACCAAAGUCGAGCGUGUCGUUUGCAAGAACAGCAGGCUCAGUUGAUGCAACAACAAUUAUCGCCUGGACUGCAAAGAUUACCCACGGAUUUGAAUCAAUCACAGACGGGAAGUAGCGUUUCGCCAACACCGUCAAAUCUGAGCACUACGAAUCAUGAGGUUGUCGAGAACAACUCACCGAAAAUUAACAAUCAAAUCUAUAAAACUCUGCUGGAAAACUUCGGUUUUGACAUUGUGAAGCAGUUCAACGAGAUCAACAAGAACAACAACGGCAAUCCGAAUAGCAACAAUGCCGCCACCGAUUCGGUAUCGCAAUCGCAACAGCAACAGAAACUGAAUCUUCAACAACAGUCAGCAAACGCUCAAACUUUACAGCAGCAAUUGUCAUUGCACCAGCAACUGAAUCCUACCGCUCGAAGCGAAAGUGCAUCGGAAGAGAAAUACUUCUGUCGUCACUGCAAAAAGAUAUUCUCCAGCAUCUUCGUGCUGAAGACACAUUGCGAAGAGAUUCACAACGAAAAGAUUCCGCUCGAUUUUCUGGAAAAGUUCGCCGAGAAAUUCAAGAGCUACUAUCUGGAGUCGGCAGAAAAUGAGAACGAAAUUUUAGAUUUUUCAUCGAAGAAGGAAAUUAAGGAAAAGGGAUCCGAUGCCAGUAAGACGUUGCUAUCGCCACAACAGCAGCUGCUACAACAAGCUCAACAACAAUUACCCGCUUCAUUGGCCGCCGUACCAGAACUAGCACAAAAGCUCAACAUUGACCCGACAGUACUCGCCCAAAAGAUGAUGGAGCAAAAUUUCGCCAACCUUCCACCAAACUUCGCAAAUCUACCACAAAAUCUACAGAGUCUACAGUCGUUGCAAGGACUACAAAAUCUGCAAAAUCUUCAGAAUCUACCGAACAUGGGAAACUUGCCGAUGAACACAUUGGAAAUGCUAAAUCUGAUGCAAUUCCAUCACUUGAUGUCACUGAAUUUUAUGAAUCUCGCUCCACCGCUAAUUUUCGGUGGCACCGGAGCUUCGUCGUCGAUACCGUCGACUGCUGGAGCGACUGGAGGUACUGUGACACCAAACGAGAUUAGUACAAAUGCGCCACAACAGGUCCAAAUUCUUCAGCAACAGGCUGCUGCUGCUCAGGCCGCUGCUGUUCAACAGGCUGCCGCUUCGAACAAUCAAAAACGUGCUCGCACCCGAAUCACCGAUGAACAGCUGAAGAUUUUAAGAGCUCAUUUCGACAUUAACAAUUCCCCGAGUGAAGAAAGUAUCAAGGAAAUGUCCUUCAAAGCCAAUCUGCCACCAAAGGUUGUCAAACAUUGGUUUCGUAACACCCUGUUCAAAGAGCGUCAAAGGAACAAGGAUUCGCCGUACAACUUCAACAAUCCACCUUCAACAACUUUAAAUCUCGAAGAAUACGAACGUACCGGUCAGACCAAAGUAACCAGUCUCAGCAAUGACUCGGCUGAUCUAUCUACAAUUGCGCAACAGCAGCAGCAGCAACAACAACAACAAUCACAUCAGCAGGCACAGCAGGAACUUCAACAGCAUUCACACAACAUUCAACAACAAACCCAACAACUCCUUCAAGUACAACAGGCGCAACAGGCAAUGCUCCAACAAGCAAGCCAACACUUGCAUCAGACCGAUACACGACCUCAUUCGCACCCAUCGUCGAUAGCAAGCAAUGAACGUCCGUCUGACAUUCAGGUAAAGUCUGAACCGGGCGAUGAGAUCGAAUGCGGUGAUUCAAUGAAAAAUGAACAAAUGAUCGACCAUGAUAGCAGCAUGCAUUCACAUCAUACAAACAUGUACUAUAACAAUUUCGAAACCAAAUCCGAGAGUGGCAGUUCGGAAAUUCUAUCCCGUCCACCAACUCCAAACAGUUCCUAUAACAACAUUAACGAAAUGAUUAACCAGCAAAUCGAAAGCAUUCCAAUCAAUAACAUCACUAACAUGGGCGUGGGAAGCAUAGGCAAUAGCAUGGGUCCGCCGAAAAAAUUCCAAAUGAACAUGAAAUUAUUUGACAAAAGUUUUGAAUCGAAUUCGAAUUCGUCGAACAGUUCGACGUCGAGCGGUAAACGGGCGAAUCGGACCCGAUUCACCGACUAUCAGAUCAAAGUGCUGCAGGAAUUUUUCGAGAACAAUUCGUAUCCGAAGGACAGCGAUCUGGAAUAUUUGAGCAAAUUGCUGUCGCUGUCGCCGCGGGUGAUUGUUGUGUGGUUUCAGAAUGCACGUCAAAAGCAGAGGAAAAUCUACGAGAACCAACCGAACAAUUCGUAUUACGAAUCGGCCGAAGAGAAGAAGCCCAACAUCAACUACACCUGCAAGAAAUGCAAUCUGGUAUUCCAGCGGUACUACGAACUGAUUCGCCAUCAGAAGAACCAUUGCUUCAAGGAGGAGAACAAUAAGAAAUCGGCCAAGGCUCAAAUAGCAGCCGCUCAAAUUGCACAAAGUUUAAGCAGCGAAGACUCCAAUUCCAGCAUCGACAUCAACAAUGCGUCGUCGUUACUAUCGGGGAACAUAGCAGCCGGCUUACAAGCACAGAAUCUGAGUUUAAAUUCGCCGAAUAUGUUGCAAUCGAGUCAUUCAGCCAUACCGGGACUAUCAACCAGUCCGAAUUUGUCAAUGCUAUCGUCACAGCACAGCAUAUUCGGUAAAAGUGGCAGUGCUGGUCAUCAGAGUCCACAAUCGACGUCGUCACAGCAGUCGCCGACGCAAAAAUACGAAUGCGACAAAUGCAAUUUGAUGUUCUCACGCUACGAACUGUACAAGGAGCAUCAGCUCAUCCACUUGAUGAAUCCAAAUUUAUUUCUUCAACAGUCGCUGAGCCAGCAGUACAGUGAAAAUUCACCGUUCGGAAUAUUGCAAAAUUUGAGUUCGAAUGCGGCAGCACCGGCCACAUCGUCCACAUCCGAUACGAUGGACUUAUCGCAGAAGCAGAAGAAGCGAAAAUUUUCCGAAACCAGCCAGGAUAACGAUCACAACGACUAUGAUCAGUUGAAUAAGAAGUUGAAGAACGAACAAUUCGAAUUUUUGUACAAUUAUUUCGUGCAGAAUGAGGGCGCCGACGAGAUUGUCAAGGCGAAAAACAUCGACUUCGAAUCGCUGUACACCUACUAUCAGACGAACGAACUGAAGAAGAAGGGAAACUUCGAUUUUUUAUACCAAUACUAUGUGCAAAAUGAGCGACCCAUGGACAUGUCCGAGAAGCCGAGCUUCGAAUUUCUGUUCCAGUACUACCAAAUCAACGAGUCAAAGAAGUUUUUUCAGUUAGAAGCCUCGCCAUCAAAAAAUGAUUUUCUGAUGAUGAAUUUAACGUCGACGCCAAAAAAUCCAACGGCACCGUCAACACCAACAACCGCAUUGUCAAAACAGCAGCAAACGACAGCGAAUUCAUCAUCGGGAAUGCUAUCAGAAACGGCGGUAGCUGCAACCGUUGGACGACAAACGCCAAUCAAUCAGUCAAUGUCAACCAAUCAACAAUCAUUGACUGGUAGUGUUGGUGGCGGCGGCUUAAUCAUCCACAAUCAGAAUAGUAACGGCAGUAGUACAUGCGGUACGGUAACGAAUCCGGCUGAUUUGCUCAUCCAGAGCAUGCAUCAGGGUGAAAUAACGUCGGCUGACAAGCAGAAUAACAAACGUUUGCGAACGACCAUCCUGCCGGAACAGUUGAAUUUUUUAUACGAAUGCUAUCAGAACGAGUCGAAUCCUAGUCGAAAGAUGCUUGAGGAGAUAUCCAAAAAGGUCAACUUGAAGAAGCGCGUUGUUCAGGUUUGGUAUCAAAAUUCACGAGCUCGAGAACGUAAAGGCCAAUUCCGUCAGAACCUGCAAAUAAUUAACAAGAAAUGUCCCCAUUGCGGUGCCAUAUUCAAAAUAAAAUCGGCCCUUGAAUCACACUUACAAACCAAACAUCCGGACAAGCAGCCAAUCAACAUCGAUCAAAUACCGGAUGUUAAGCCGCACAUAAAUGAUUUUCCCACUACCAAUGCACAGACAACAUUCAAAGCUAUGCUCAACGAUCAGUUGAUCGAUAAUAACAAUAAGCUGAGCGUCAGUGAUUUUGCUCAACUGAUGGACGCCACUGCAUCGAUACUUGCCGCUACGAGCCAACAGCAGUCAUCACCAUUUUCCAUGUCGGCCAGUAACGGUGUUAAUCCGUUGGAUUUGUCAACGACAACCCCAAAGUAUGAGCCAAGCGAAAGCGAAAUUAGUUUUUCCGAUUCGAACAAUGAUCACGACGAAUCGAACGAUUUCUCUGCACAACCGAAUGGCAGUUUCGGAUGCAGCGAAUCGCAUUUGGAUGGGGGCGGUGAUGGUUUGUCGAUGGGAAAAGGGAAUAACGGUGGCAUUGGAAUGAGCCAAUUGAAUGGCGAUCUCGACUAUUUCGGACCAUGCAGUCCGGCGUCAAGUACGCAGAGUCAACAGAAGAAACGGUAUCGUACCCAAAUGUCGCAUAGACAGGUAAACAUGUUGAAAGUACUGUUUGGUGACUACAAAACACCAAGCAUGAUAGACUGCGAAAAUGUCGGUCGUGAAAUUGGACUACCUAAGCGGGUUGUGCAGGUUUGGUUCCAAAAUGCCCGUGCCAAAGACAAGAAAUCUCGCAACAGCCGUUACACUGAUGAGGAAAGUGUCAGUGGUGGCAUGACCGCAAAUCCAUCACCGGAUCUGCAGCCAAUAAUUGACGAUUGUAAAAUUUGUGGCGUUCAAAAGGUUAAUAUGCAGGAGCACGUCUUCUCCAGCGCUCACAUCGCCCAAGUGAAAGCUUCCAUCGAGGGCGCCGAUCUAUCCGAUCACCAUGACGACGGUCAAAAUCUGACCAAACCGCAACAGUCUCCGACACCUGCAUCAUCCAUCUCAUCGACCAGUUCGAUGCCAUCAGCUGCGAAUAUGAUGUCACAGCAAUCAUCCACACACGAUGCAAUGGGCCUGUACAAUCAAUUUUUACUGCAAAAUCAUAUGUUCGGUCAACUGAGCGGAGCCCUGAGCGGAAAUCAAUCGUCUGACCAGCAUCAAGAACUGUUGGCGCUACAACAUCAUCUAAGCCAACAACAGCAGGCCGCCCUGAACAACAGUGGUUCGUCGACAUCGACCACGAAUGGCGGUGGUUCACAGCAGCCGACACCGCAACAACUGUUGAUGGAAAAUAAUUUACUGCUGCAAAUCAAUGCUGAUAAUCAACCCACCACAAAUAGUGAAAUUCUACAGCAACUGUACAGUUACAGUCAAAUGAGCGCAAUCGGAGGCAAAUAAGGAAAUUGGUGAGUAAUGAAGAGAGAAAAAUGGUACGAAAAAGUUCCAGAGCUGAAUACAUUUUUGGACGAUUUCAAAGUUCCUGCAUAAGCUAAAUGAAUAAUGUGAUGUGUCUCAUCUAUAUGUGUCUGAGAAUAAUUAAUUAUUAAGGAAUUACGCAGAUAUAUAGUUUUUAGAACGAGAAAUGUAAAAAAAAAUAAAACUUGCAAAUUAAAUUAAAAGAAAAAAAAGCAAAAUGAAGAAGAGAUGUGUCUGAAACAAGUGGUCGGAUUGAUAUUUUUUAGUUAAGAUCCGUUUUUUUGUUGAAGGAAACGUGUAAAAAAUAUUAAUGUGAAAAUGAAUCAAGAUUUAAAUUAAUUUUAAUUUUAAUUAACCUAAAAAAAAUGAAAUUUAAUACUCGCAAAAAUGCAAUGAAACGAUCCUAUUAACUUAAAUAAAAAGAAAAAAAAAAACAUAAAAACAACCAAAAAGUUCCUAUUUUUAAUAAAGAGCAAAAAAAAUUUGAUUGAACGAUAAGUGAACGAAGAAGAGAAAGAAGAAGAAGAAAAUAAUUUUUUAUUUAAAAAAAGAAGAGAAAAUAACAAAUAAAAGAAAAAUUAUAAAUAAAAAUGAGAAACGCAAGUCUCCUUAGAAACGAUUCCUAUUACAUUUAUGAUGAAAAAUAAAAAUUUAGAAAUAUAAUAAAACAAAUGAUGAUGAAAAUUGUAUAAAAGAUAAAUCAAAGAAAAAAUUAUGAAACGCGAAACGACAGAAGAAAAUCAAAUAUUUUUAUUAAUCUCAGUUUAAGCGAUUGUUACGCGAAAGAACGAAAAACAGUGUGCGCAUAUUAAUUGGACGUGAAUAAUCAGUUUGAUGUAUUUAUCAAAAAAGAAAAAGAAAUUCUCUCUUGAUGGGCAACAAUGACCGUGAACUUUUUUUUAACAAACUUCGAAAACUGAUAGAAUUUCAGUUUGUCGCCAAAGAAUUUUUAAUAAAAUAAAUUCCACUGAGAAAUAUCGAUGGGAAACGUGAUUUUUUGAUUCUGAACAUUUUUUUUUUGUCUUCAAUAGAUCGAAAGUCCAAAAAUUCCCAUAAGAACUGUUUCCAGUUUCAAUUAUAAUACUGAAAAAAAAGGAUCGAAAUCGGUCAGUUGCAUGUAAUGUUAAUGGAAUUGACAUCUUCACAGAUGGUCAUUCUCAACUCUUACUGAUGCAUAGUUCUUUUAGUCCACUUUUUUUCGUUACUCGUGCUAACUAACUUACUCAAACACUCAACUGAAUUACACGAAAAUGUUAGAAAAAUAAACAAAUUUUUAGAAAUGUAUUGGUAGUAAGUCAUACAUUCUAACAUCCUAUAGAUAAAAACAACCAAGCAUAGUUGAUAAAAUAUUGAAAACAAACAGUACUCAGAUGCCACCGCCACAUGUUGUGGUAACGACAAAAACAAAAGAAGAAAAAAUAUCUUCGACACUCAAAUGGACAUGAAUGCAUUGAACAUUCGAAUAUGCGCAUAACCUUUCAGAGACGGCCAACCAACUGUUAACAACAAAAUGUAAUGUAAUAAAACAAAUGAAAUAAAAGAUUUUGUAUCAAAUACUAGGCGAUAUGUUGAAAAACUAUGAACAUCGGAAGUAACAGAUUUAAUGAUUAGACCGAGCUGUAUAAUCUUUCCGUUUCAAAAAGGUUAGAUAAAAAUGCAUACUACAACAGAUACAAUAUGUAUUGUGUAAUGAAUAAAACGAUAAACAGAAGAAGAAGAAAAGAAGCAGAAGAAGUAGAAGACAUCUAGAUCUUAAAUAUUUAAGUAAAUAAAUGAAGGUUCCUAAUAUAAAAUAAAAAAGAAAAAAAGUAUAAAGCUAAUUAGAACUUAGAUUACCAAAGAUUAAAAGGUUAAACUGAAAUAAAAUAAUUAAAUUGAAAUGAAAUUUACUUUAAAAUUAUUGAUAAAAAAAAGAAAAUAGAAAGAUAAAGAAAUUAUUAAAAAAGAAAAAAAAACUUAAAAAAAUCUGUGUGUAGUACAUUACCUAACCUAAACAAUAAAUGGAAAAAGAACAAAAAAAAAACAAUUAAACAAAAGAAAUGCUGAAAAUAUUGAAACUUUGGAAAAAAGAAGAAUCAUCAAUGGAGGCUGAUUAAAAUCUUUAAAGAAAAGAUAGUAAUAUUAAAGAAAACACACAACUACCACUAUACUAUACAAAGUAAAAAAAAAAAAAAA